Purpureocillium lilacinum is the source of this 2325-nucleotide messenger RNA. Its product is annotated as pkb-activating kinase-like protein. Gene Ontology annotation, biological process: intracellular signal transduction; peptidyl-serine phosphorylation. Gene Ontology annotation, molecular function: protein serine/threonine kinase activity; ATP binding. NCBI's taxonomy places the organism in Eukaryota, Fungi, Ascomycota, Sordariomycetes, Hypocreales, Ophiocordycipitaceae. The record is from RefSeq and is a predicted model, not a curated record.
AUGAAUGGGGACCUGAGUCUCUCCCAAGCCCUUGGGGGCUUGCGAAUCGCGAACCCCGACGACGCUGCCGAAGCAUCCAUCUCGCCGCCUCCAGCCGAUGCGGACCCUCACACAAUCCCCCAACCCGGCGUUGACCACGGCUCGAGCUCUUCCGCUACGCAUACCCAUCCUGAUGCCCCCGAUUCCCGCCGCCCCAGAUCAUCCUUCUACGACAACCUCGCCGCUACGACAGACCUCCCGGUCACAGCCCGUCCCAACCGAGAACACAGCCAGCGAGGCGCUCAGCGUCCAUCUCAGCUUGCCCACCACGCAAUUGGCGCCCCCGACGAACGAGCUUCCUCCGUUCCUUUGCGCCUGAGCUCCAGGGGUGUCGUGUCCGCUGGCGGCGCAAUGGGAGGCUCCUCCGGAACCUAUAGCGCGGCGUCCAACAGCGUCGAUGUCGCUCCGUUCGCUGGAGACUCCUCGGUCCCUGCGACCACUGAAGAGUGGAAGGAUCGCGGAGCCGCCGUCGGCGUACGCCGCGAGCUGGACUCCAACGGGAGACCCGUAGCCCGCCAAGUUAAAAAGGGUGUCAGGGACUUUUCCUUUGGCCGCGUCCUGGGCGAAGGCUCGUACAGCACCGUGUAUCUGGCGACUGAUCGCCAGACCCUCAAGGAAUACGCCAUUAAAGUGCUGGAGAAGAGACACAUCAUCAAGGAGAAGAAGAUCAAGUAUGUGAACAUUGAGAAGAACACGCUGAACCGCCUCACCGAGCAUCCCGGUAUUGUCCGCCUCUACUACACUUUCCAGGACGAGACCUCUCUAUAUUACGUCUUGGACCUCUGCAACGGCGGUGAGCUGCUCGGCGUCCUCAAGAAAACUGGCACCUUCGAUGUGGAUUGCGUGAGAUUCUAUGGCGCUCAGAUUCUCGAUGCGAUCGACUACAUGCACUCGCGCGGUGUCAUCCAUCGGGAUCUGAAGCCCGAGAAUGUGCUUUUGGACAGCCAGAUGCACGUCAAGAUAACCGACUUUGGCACGGCCAAGCUUCUUCGAGACCCGCGGGAUCCAAGAGACGGAGCCAGUAACGACCGCGGCCUCCCUGACACUGAGAGGAGGGAUGGCGAAGACGACGCCCGGGCAGCCUCGUUCGUGGGAACGGCAGAGUACGUCAGCCCAGAGCUGCUUACGCACAAGAAUGCGUGCAAGGCCAGCGACCUGUGGGCGUUUGGGUGCAUCAUCUACCAACUUUUGGCCGGACGGCCGCCCUUCAAAGCGGGCAGCGAAUACUUGACGUUCCAGAAGAUUGUCAACCUUGAAUAUGAAUUUCCACCUGGAUUCCCCCCUUCAGCCCGGGAUCUUGUCGAGCGGUGCCUAGUUCUCGACCCGGCGAGGAGGCUCACAAUUGAACAUAUCAAGAACCACGAGUUCUUCACGGGUCAGCAGUUUGGCAAGAGCCUGUGGCGAGCGAAAGCUCCAAGGUUGCGGCCAUACGUCCCACCUGCGCAGGAGCCCAACAUCAUUCAACUCAAUGGCUAUUCCUCAGGAUCCGCACCUGCUCCCGGUAACACGCCGACCUCUCGCCCACAGCUGCACACCCAAGGGAACACCCCCAGCGGUGCUCAGCGGCCUUCCCGCAUCAUUACAGAACUCCCGCCGCCGACUCAGCUCGACAUAGAGUGGUCACCGGUUUUGACCAAGAACAAUGAACGGAUUCUCAAACUUGGCGACCUGAUGGUGAUACAGACGCCACUAUCACACGGCAGCCACGGCAAAGGCUCGGAGGAGGGCCACAAAAAACUGUCGCGUUUCUUCGGGGGUAGCACCACGAAGAAGAGACAACGUCUGGUGAUGAUCACAUCGAGUGGGCGGAUUGUGCUUGCUCCUGCAGGGGGCGAAGAGAAGCGGACAAAGCACGAGCUCUCUCUCCUCUCUGCGGACUGCACCUGGAGAAGUCAACAGGAUGCCAAGGGGCAGCUGGUAUGGUGUGUAGAUACGAAUGGCCAGCAUUACACGUUCGAGGAAACCAAAGCAUCGGUGAAUGCGGAAGGGGGAGGCAGCACGGCGGAGGACUGGAUUGAGUGCCUCGAGAGAGCAAGGGACCUGGCCAUGUCCCAAAACGCAACAGCACACGGCGACGACAACCCUUUUUCAGAAUUGCCCACCACGGCGUCAAGCCCGGCCAGCACCCUUGGUAGCAGGGCCAAUCUGGCUGAUGGCUACGGGCCAAGUGAGCGAAAUACGAGAGGCCACCUCAGAAAGAACCACGGCGGUCACGACGAUGUCGGCGCCAAGCGGAACCGCUUUAGCAAAAGGCAGUCCCGAAACGGGUUGGGGUCAGCAUUCUAG